GACAAUAUUCAGUUAGUCAAGAUGAUGUACAAGUACCUCGUAACGGUUACAUUAUUCUUAGCAUUAACGAGUGCUGAUAUUGAAGAUGAUUUGGACUACUAUGAACAAUUUAUAAGAGAAAAUUUAGUAGCAGAAGCGUCUUACGUGCCUCCAGCGACCUAUAGGGGAUUCCAGUUGAACGAUGAAAAUGCACCACCAAUUGACUUUGGAGUGUAUGAUUUCAUAAUAGCUGGGGGAGGUACCGCGGGGAGUUUACUGGCAAGAAGGUUAUCGGAAGUUCAGUCUUGGAAUGUCUUGGUAAUCGAAGCGGGUGGACGUGGGAAUAAUUUUACCGAUAUACCUGCCGUGAAUAUGGGUUCGUGGUCUUCAGACUACAACUGGGCAUUCAAUAGCACUCCACAGCGUAUGGAGUGUCCAGCUACAGCUUCCCCUUUCCGACAAAUGUCCCUCCCUCGAGGAAGAGCUAUAGGCGGAAGUUCCGUUAUAAAUGGUAACGUAUUCUCACGCGGAUCGCAAUCAGACUACGACAGAUGGGGAGCUAGAGGCCUACCUAACUGGUCCUACGAAAAUGUCCUACCAUUUUUUAAGAAAUAUGAAAAUGCCUCCAGGUUGAAAGGAAUAGAUCCUGAAGUACAUGGAUUUGAUGGACCAUUUAUUGUAGAAAACUAUCACAACACAAGCGAGUUAUCUGAGACUUUCAUUCAAUCCAUGAUUUCAUUAGGAUAUAAUCUUGUUGAUUAUAAUGGAAGAAAUGUCAUUGGUAUAGGACACGUUCAAAAAAGUACCCGAAAUGGAAGACGAAAUAGUGGAGAUAACGCGUUCAUACGUCCAAUAGAUAACAGAAGAAAUCUGAGAUUACAAAUCAAUAGUCUUGCGACAAAAGUAUUGCUUGAGGGUAAUAGGGCUACUGGUGUUGAAUUUAUUAACAGAAAUAGAAGGUAUGUAGCACGUGCUAGAUUCGAGGUGAUUCUGUCGUCAGGUGCUUAUCAAUCUGCACAACUCUUGAUGCUUUCUGGAAUUGGUCCGUCGAGUGAACUUUCCAGGCACAAUAUUCCAGUUCAGCUGGAACUUCCAGUGGGCCGUAAUUAUAUAGAUCAUUUUUCAUUCGGCGUCUCUUGUACUACCAACUUGACAGCCAAGAAUUUGACAGUAAGAGAGGCGCUAGCGCAAUACUUGCGCGGAGUUGGCCCCUUGACUAUAUCCACUGGAACUGAAACCGUAGCGUUUUGCAAUACCAGCUAUACUCCAGUAGAAUAUGUGACCAUGGUAACCAAGACUAUAUCAUUGGUUAACGAUUCUCUUACUUUCGGCACUCAAAGGACAACUGAUUUUACUGCUUACCUAAUGCUCCUGCAUCCAAAAUCUAUCGGGAGUAUUCAAUUAAAAUCCCGGGAUCCUUUACAAUAUCCUCUAUUAAACCCGAAUUAUCUCCAACAUGAAGACGAUCUUGCAGCCCUUGUUGAAGCCUCCCAAUUGUUAGUCAAAAUAUACGAAAACGAUCAAUUUAAGAAGUAUAACCUCAGCAUAGUAAGGGAUAGUUCUUGUAGUAGCUUUCCGUUCAAUAGUGACGAUUAUUGGAGAUGCGUUAUUCGUUGUACUGGAUAUCCCGGAAAUCAUCCUUGUGGGACUUGCAGAAUGGGCGUGAGUCCGAACGAUUCGGUUGUUAACGAAAGACUUGUGGUUCAUGGAAUGAGAAACCUGAGAGUAGCCGACGCUGGUAUUAUUCCCGUUUCUUUGACUGGUCAUAUGUUUGCCACGGCGUACAUGAUAGGAGAGAAAGCAGCACAUCUCAUCAAAGAAGAUCAUGGAAUUUUGUAAAUUAGUUACAAUUAAAUUGUGCAAUAAAGCUAUAAUGCAAGUUUUCUGUAGAUCAGUUAUUAUAAAAAGAUGUUGAGACAA
Messenger RNA from Agrilus planipennis (emerald ash borer), 1899 nucleotides. RefSeq names its product glucose dehydrogenase [FAD, quinone]-like. The transcript is spliced from 3 exons. The coding region runs from base 22 to 1818 and encodes 598 amino acids. The record is from RefSeq and is a predicted model, not a curated record. NCBI's taxonomy places the organism in Eukaryota, Metazoa, Arthropoda, Insecta, Coleoptera, Buprestidae. Gene Ontology annotation, molecular function: oxidoreductase activity, acting on CH-OH group of donors; flavin adenine dinucleotide binding.